CAACUAGCCUUCUGAGAUCGAAACUCGUGUACUGGAUAUUUUCAAAAGGUCCUUCCUUUUGUCUCUGGAAUCCCCCGGUCAAUCCUUCCCGGUGACUACGCUAGGAACUACCUGCAGCUUUACUGUUGUCCACUCUGACUCUGGCGAACUGCGGGAUUCGGUACCGUCUGCAAUUUAUGAUGAAGACCUUUAAGGGGACCACCCAUAAUCACUCAUCUGACCUGUCUUUACUGCGGGUACUGUCAUGAGACUGCCUGCAUAUAAGACGUUGUUGUACAUGUCCAGCCACGCCCGCCGUCGCAGUACCAAUUGGGACAGCAAUAUAGCUUGUUCAGGAUCUCGGAUCAUGGCUAACAUGAGUACUUUCUUCCGCCUCCGUCCCUUUCCAAGCUGCAGAAUAUACCUCUUACAUUCUGCUAGAAUCGUACAGGUGCAUUGCCUGUAUUUUACUGACAUGUAGGAACAGUGGGGACCUGCCAAGCAUUAUGACGAUCCCUGGCAGAAGUUGUGCUCUAAACACGGUGUGCCAUACUCACGGUCGCCAGAAAAAGCCUCUUCUCGGCCGUUGGAGCCUCCGACUAUUGCCUGGCGCUCACUUCCAAGUGCAUCUACAUUCUUGGCUGGGUUCUCGUUGGAGUUCUCUGCUAUUGCCUUCCAUCACGAGAACGUUGGCCGACGACCCAUCGGAGGGCUUUCAUCGAACCGAACGUCAUACACGGAUCUUGUCCCCGCUAGCACUAUAGACACCGCUUUGGCUUCGACCUGUAGUCAGACACCUUAUAAAGACCUUGUAUCCAAUGCUCCAGACAUAAUCCGUUCACACGAUCUUUUAACACACACGUCACCAUUCAAUCAGUAUUAACUCUCUUCACAUCCUCCAAUCAUGACCUACUACGCAGGCUCAAUACCAAAUUAUAUGCCACCGGUCCAGGUUGUCUCCGGAAUGCCUGCUCAGAACAUAGCAUACUCACAGGGGACUCCAGUAGUCGUUCAAAGUGGCUUACCAGGUCAACCAAUGACUGCUGGGUAUGGUGUUACACAAUCACCAAUGGUCGUUCAGAGCGGUAACCUCCCUGUCUCGACUUACAAUACGACGCCCGGUUAUGGCAUGAAUGCAUACCCAUACCAAGGUACUGCUGGCCCAUCGAUAACCGUUGUCCAGCCCCAACCUUCAUACGCUCCCUCUCAGUACGGCUAUGGCGGGUACGGUGGUUAUAGUGGGUAUGGCGGAUAUGGCCGACUGUCAUAUUCAAGUUCAUACUAUCCCCAACGACCGUGGACUAGCGCUGUGCCUGUUAGUGGCUCUCGCGACAUAAUCAUUGAACGACCACACCGACAUCAUCAUCAUCCUCAUCACCACCACCAUCGAAGAGCUCGAAGUUUGGAUGGGUAUGGGCGCCGUAGUCCAUAUUAUGAUAGUUACUGAAUCAGAGAAGUCAACCGACCGG
This is a messenger RNA of Somion occarium, 1448 nucleotides long. The record is from the annotation of a GenBank genome assembly. Lineage: Eukaryota; Fungi; Basidiomycota; Agaricomycetes; Polyporales; Cerrenaceae.